CUGCUAAUAACUGCCAAUGAACUCAGUGAUACGAAACUCAUAGGUCAUAAACGAACUUUAUGCAUCAGUCACUAAUUUGACUGCUAUUAUCUAUCAUGUCUAUCAUAAGUAUGUUCAUAAGUAUGUUCAAGAAAGGGGAUAGCAAUUUUUAAGCUACAAACCUCAGUCGGUAUAUCUCGACUACCUACCUCAUACGUCCUUAUAUAAUAUAUGAUCAAUAUAAACAUAUUGCUUAUUUCCAGCGCCGCACCUAUAUUAAAACGUCAGCUACCUAUAAUACACCACCCCCCAAAAACCAAAAAAAAAAACUCAACAAGUAACAUCACAACGACGCAAUCGGAAAAUGUCCGAGACAAUCCGUCUCCCCCACAAACCCGACGCCCCGCUGUCUUACCAAUUCGUACCGGGACAGGGCCCCUUGUCAACCACCCAUCUCAUCGUCUACCUCAACGGACUCAUCGCCCCCCAGUCCGGCUGGCGUGCAACUAUAGACCAUCUUCGACGACGAUGGGAUGAAGGCGGCAGUCGCAGCGCUAAUCACCCAGCGCUACUUACCUACGACCGCUACGGUCAGGGCGGGUCCGCGCGCGAUCCUGCAGAUGACCAGCACGGCGGGAGCCAUGACAUCCGCGAGGUCGUCGCGGACCUGCACGUCUUAGCGCAAGAGAUACGGCGCACCAAGAUGAUAAAGGAUGCGGAUGCCUCGAAUGAAGAUGAUGGAGCAGCAGCAGCAGACCAAGUGCCCAAGCCCAAGUUAAUCUUCGUCGCCAACAGCAUCGGCUGCGUCAUCGGACGUUUCUACGCCCAGACGUACCCGGGCUCCACGGCGGCGCUUCUAUUCCUCGACAGCAACAUCGCCAACAGCGACCAGGUAUCGCUCUUCCCGGACCCGGACGCGCCAGGCUUCGACCCGCACGUCCUGCUCCCCCCGGACUCGACGGUCGCGGACCUGCGCCGCACGCGCGCCGGCUACGCCGCGCACUUCCACCCCUCGGCGCCGAACCCAGAGCACCUGGACCGGCGAAACAUCAUCUCGCUGCUGCCGCUUUCCGACGGGCCGCCGCUGCGGGGGGCAGAGCCGGACGAAGGCACGGGGCCGAGGAUCACGGUCGUAGGGCACGACUGGGCGACCUUCGCCGAGGAGGGCUUGCGCGGGUCCAUGAACGUGCCCGAGGGCCUGACGAAUAGGUACGUGAACCCGCCCUGGGCCGCGUAUAACGAGGGACUCGCGCGCCUGACGAGCGCGGAUAGAGCGCGAGGGCCCGUGAUAGCGACGGGCUGUGGCCAUUUCAUACAGAAGGAUGAUCCGGCGCUGGUUGCGGAGCUUACGGAUGACUUGCUACGGAAUAUCGAGGCGGAUAGUGCGGCAUAGGGGUAGGAGGGGUGGAAUUUGAGGUUUACCAACAUACUUGGCUGGGUAACCUCCCUUUUGCUCUUACAUAUCUACCUACCUAAGGUAACGUAUGUAUGUGUGUGUGUACGUAUGAUAGCCUUACGAGCA
This is a messenger RNA of Daldinia vernicosa, 1501 nucleotides long. Its product is annotated as alpha/beta-hydrolase. Bases 344 to 1372 code for a protein of 342 amino acids. Lineage: Eukaryota; Fungi; Ascomycota; Sordariomycetes; Xylariales; Hypoxylaceae. The record is from RefSeq and is a predicted model, not a curated record. The transcript has a single exon.